Messenger RNA from Odobenus rosmarus divergens (Pacific walrus), 4130 nucleotides. RefSeq names its product SEC16 homolog B (S. cerevisiae) (gene SEC16B). Gene Ontology annotation, cellular component: ER to Golgi transport vesicle membrane; endoplasmic reticulum exit site. Gene Ontology annotation, biological process: Golgi organization; COPII vesicle coat assembly; autophagy. Bases 1 to 3111 code for a protein of 1036 amino acids. The record is from RefSeq and is a predicted model, not a curated record. The transcript is spliced from 25 exons. NCBI's taxonomy places the organism in Eukaryota, Metazoa, Chordata, Mammalia, Carnivora, Odobenidae.
AUGGAAUUUUGGGCUCCCCAGUGGCCACCGCAGCCACAGGGGAGGCCCACGGCACCAGCAAAGGAUCCAAACCGAGGGCUUUGGAGAGAUGGAAUUCAUCAGCCCGUUCCUCACUCUUGGCACAAUGGAGAGAGGUACCAUCAGUGGCAAGACACCCAUGGGAGUCCGCCAUCACAGCAGGACCCCAGGACAGACCACCAGCAGCCCCGUUAUGUGUCCAGGCCUGGGGAAAGGCAUCAUCAGCCUGUGUCCGGGGUUGACUAUUAUGAAGGUGGUUAUCCGAGUCAGUUGUAUUCAAGGCCCGGCAUGGAGGAUCCGUAUCGGAGCUAUCAUUCUUCAACCGUAAGGGAAGAAUAUGCUUAUGGAAAUUAUUACUACCAUGGAUACCCGCAGCAGCUGCAGGAAGAAAGAGUGCCAAGGGGAGAGAGUCCUUAUAUCUGGCAGGAAGAUCACCGAGAUCAGAAGUACCUCAGUGAGCAGCAUCACGACAACCAGAAUAGUCUAUCCAAGAGUCAGAACCCUUAUAAAGACAGCGCUGCUUCUAACUCUGGACAGGAGUGGCCUGGGGACCUAGUUCCGGAGAGGCUGCUACCUGGAACCCAAAACAAUAAGCCACCACUGGCCGACGAGUCCAACCUUCUCCGGCAGCACGAGUCCGGUCUCAGCUCCAGCGCCUAUGAGCUCAGCCAGUACAUCGGCAAUGCGUCUGAGAUGUACGAGCCCAGGGCACCAGCAGCUUGGAGUCCAGUUCAGGCCGAGGAUGUCUCAGCAGCUGGUCCCAAGGAGCCCAUGAAGUUCUACAUCCCUCAUGUGCCUGUGAGUUUUGGGCCAGGAGGCCAGCUGGUGUGUGUGGGUCCCAGCUUCCCCAGGGAUGGACAAACGGCCCUUGUGGAACUGCACAGCAUGGAGAUUAUUCUUAAUUACUCCGAGGAACAAGAAGAGCUGAGGACUUUCUCAGGACCCCUGAUCAGGGAAGAUGUACACAAGGUGGACAUCAUGACAUUUUGCCAGCACAAAGCAGCUCAGAGCCUAAAAUCUGAGACAGAGAGGAGCAGAGACUCAGCUCUACUGUGGCAAUUGUUGGUUCUCCUUUGUCGGCAGAACGGGUCCAUGGUGGGGUCUGACAUCGCGGAACUGCUGAUGCAAGACUGCAAGAAGCUGGAGAAGUACAAGAGACAGCCGCCGGUGGCCAACCUCAUCAACCUGACCGAUGAGGACUGGCCGGUGCUGAGCUCAGGGACCCCGAACCUUCUCACCGGGGAGAUUCCCCCCAGCGUGGAGACACCUGCACAGAUCAUAGAGAAAUUCACUAAACUGCUCUACUACGGAAGGAAGAAGGAAGCCUUGGAGUGGGCCAUGAAGAACCACCUGUGGGGCCACGCUUUGUUCCUCUCCAGCAAGAUGGACCCAAGGACCUACAACUGGGUUAUGAGUGGCUUCACCAGCACGCUAGCCGCCAACGACCCACUGCAGACCCUCUUCCAAUUCAUGUCGGGGAGGAUCCCACAAGCAGCCACGUGCUGUGCGGACAAGCAGUGGGGAGACUGGAGGCCUCACUUGGCUGUGAUUCUGUCGAAUCAGGGUGGGGACCCGGAGCUGCUUCAGCGAGCGAUUAUCACCAUGGGGGACACCCUGGCGGGGAAGGGGCUGGUGGAGGCCGCCCACUUCUGCUACCUCAUGGCUCACGUGCCCUUCGGCCACUACACCGUGAAGACAGACCAUCUGGCCUUGCUUGGCAGCAACCACAGUCAAGAGUUUUUGAAAUUUGCAACGACCGAGGCUAUCCAGAGGACGGAAAUCUUCGAGUACUGUCAGAUGCUGGGCCACCCCAAAUCCUUCAUCCCUUCUUUCCAGGUGUAUAAGCUCCUUUAUGCUUCCCGGCUGGCAGAUUACGGCCUUGCGUCCCAGGCCUUACAUUACUGCGAAGCCAUUGGCACGGCCCUCCUUAGCCAGGAAGAAAGCAAUCACCCUGUGCUAUUAGGGGAACUCAUCAAGCUAGCAGAGAGACUGAAGCUGUCAGAUCCCUUGGUUGUAGAGAGACGCCGUGGAGACAGGGACCCGGAGCCAGCCUGGCUGGUGCCCCUUCGCAGGCGGUGCGAGGAGCUGGUAGCAGGAGACACUGGAGAUCUUCGUUCUGCUCACUCAGAUACUUCGGGAGCCAGAGGGACGGCAGAAAGCACUUUCUACCAUGAUCUUUCGGGACAUCAAAGCGACUCAGGAGCCCUUGGGGACCGCUCAGCCUUGUGGCCAGCCCUGGAGCAGACGUGGCCGUCCCAGCCCAGCCUGCAACAGCCCUUUCCCCAUCCAGCAGGAGGAAGUGUGGGGCAGACCGGGGUCCCUGUGCCUCUUUAUUCGGUUCCUAGGACUGGUGGCAGCCUGGCCGUGACAGGGACUCCUGGAGGAGGAGCCUGGGAGGAAACCCAGCAGAUCUACCCACCCGUUGGAGAGAACACAGUGUCUCAAGGAAGUUUCCAGCAUCCUGAUAGUCAAAAUGUUGUUUCCCAACCCCAGGUGCCAGCGAUUCCCAGAUCACGAAAUAAUUCUGAGAGUUCCACUGUUUCAGUCAAGGAGGAUGAGGAGGAGUCCUCCGAUGAGGCAGAUAAGAAAUCUUCCCAAAGCCCGGCACAGAAAGAAAAGCCGGGAGACGAGAAAGAGAACACGAAGAGCUCCGGGUUUGGCUGGUUCAGCUGGUUUCGCUCAAAGCCCACCAACAACGCAUCCGCCUCUGGAGAAGACUCAUCUGACGGUCCCGACUCUGAGGAGACCUCCAGAGCAUCUUCUCUCCCUGAGGCUGGCCCUGGCUUCACACUGACCUCUCUCCCAGAGCCCCAGUCUCUGCCGGGCACCUUGUCUGGAGCGACAGGUGAGGGCCAAGUCCGAGGAUCAGCAUCCUGUGGGGGAGCAGCUGAGGGCACUGGGAGUGAAGGCCUGUCUGGGCCUGAGGCUGUUUCCUCUGAGCUUUACUUCAACCCCGGUGUUCUGCUUCCCCCAACACCCUUGAAAGGAAGUGUUCCUCUCUACAACCCAUCUCAGGUCCCCCAGCUCUCCAUGGUUAGUAGCUUGAACCGACCAAAUCGCCUAGCUCAGCGCCGCUAUCCAACCCAGCCAUGAUGAUAACGGCCACCCGUCGCAGGCUGGUCUCCUUCCUUGAUUUCCAACUCCUCUGCCAUAUUGGGGCCCCCAGGAGGGUCCUGCUGGCCUAUUGCCUUCACUGGGACAGGCUCUUCCAGGACACAGCUCAGUCCAGUCUCUUAACAUUAGCUUCAGAAUGAUGGCUAGUACCACGUCGGAUGGAAAAGCUGGGUAGAACAGCAGACCGGAGGUGAGCAGCAUGCCAUGGCGGGAGCAUUCAGGAUGGUAGCUUCAGAUCCUCAGGAGAGUCAAGCCGACUCGGAAUUCCCUCGGCUGGAAUCAAGGCGAACCCACUGGGCUUUGCGGCAGGAAAUUAUUUGGGGGAGGGGCCCAGAGCGAUAUUCAUGACCAAUGUUGACGCAUUCCUCAGUCUUAGUUAUAGACCAAUUCACGGAUCUAGUUAGCAAAGUUUAUAUGCUGAAACUUGAUUAUUGCUUCCCGGCAGAGCUCCCUCCUCACUGACAUUUCAGCAGUUUCCCUCUUGGUCCUAGUUUUGUGCAUAUUUUUAUGUGCUUCAGAUUAAUUAUAUUUCUCUCACUUUCUUAGCUGGUCCUAUUUUUUCACAUUCUGGCAUCUGGCUAUCAAGUCAGAUUGCUGUAGGCAUCAUAUUGUCAUGGUAACUACUGAACCUAAUGAUGCAGAUGGAUGGAACAUCAGUGUAAUAAAUGAUGGGAAAUGUUUCCUAAAAAUUCACCCCUUCCAUAAGAGAGGAGAAUGAGUGCCUGAUAGUGUUAAUACCACCCUUCCUACCUCAGGCCUUUGCAAAUGGAUGUUGGGAGGGUCACUGGAGCCAGAGGGAGGAGGGGGACAUCUUGGAAAUUUCCAGUUCUCUUUUGAAACCCAAAAUAGGGAUGACUCUUGCUGUUUGUCAGAUUUGCUGAAAAUUUCUCCUCACAAAGGAUGUUUUUUCUAUGUGUAAUUGUACAUACAGGUUUUGUACUCUAAUGUACUACAGUUCUGAUGUUGAUAGCGAUUAAACCAGAUAACUUUAUAGCAAA